GACGACCUUGUAAUGUCCACCCCAGGGAAGAAGCCGUCCGGUGGCAGACCUCUUCCUCGACGACUCUUCUCUCUCGACAAUCUCAAGAAGAAACGAACUAGCUCAGAGUCCGAUUCCGCGUCAGUAACAAGCGACGCUUCGCACUGGAGGAAGCAGUCCAAUGCGUCAUCCAACCUCCUCACUUUGGCGGAGAAGAUCGAAGAUGGGAUAGACCCGUUCGCCAACGCUGGGUCGGAGGCUUGGACAGAGAAAGGCGUGGUGCAGUCCCCGGAGGAAGAGGACCCGCCGAAUUCUUCGGAGAUCACCCCAAAGGCAAGUGUUCUCAAUGCACGAGCGAAAGUGCCCCCGCAGCUCGACCUGGGCACCAAUGGACUGUCUACACCAUCCACGGACUCCAGUGUCCCGCCCUCGCCAUCCCGCCGACGCUGGGACACUAUCCGGUCCGUUGUCGUUGCCUCGUCAAGCUCGGUCCGCUCGACCUCCCCACCUCCUCUGCCUACACCUCCACUUGAGGGCACACAAGUCCCUUCGGUUCCGUCGACACCGCGGCCCUCAACUCCUCGAGGGUAUCGUUUCGGACCGAAGAAGUCCAUGCGGCAAGUGGUCGAUCAAGUGCGCGACGUAACACACGACGAGACCCGCCGUCUGACAGAGGAGAUCCGCAAAGCUUGUCUUGCGGUGCGUUUCGGAGAGCUUCCUACGCGCACGAAGGCGGAGCCAGUCCCGCAGAACACCAUUGGGUCAACACUACACUUACCCUUCCUAGCCACCGCUGGGUCGUCGGUGAUGACCGCCGGCGGCGUAGUGAUGGGACAUGCGAGGCAGGCCACAGGUGGGGGCCUCAUGGGACACGCGAGACAAGCUACAGGCGGUAGCCUGAAGAGACCGCCUAGCGUCAUGUCUCUGGGUGCGGCAUCUCGUGCGGCGCCGACGGUUACGCAUAUAGCCAGGGCACUAACGUCCUCGACCUCGGAGAACCGGCCGCGGACACUCCCAUGCGAGACGCAAGUGCUCGCGGCAUUACUUGUACCCUUUCUUGGCCCGCAUGCGAACCCUCAGAUAGGCACUGAGCAGAACUUAGCGGCUGAGACGUACGAGUACGUGAUCAGGACAUGGAAACCCGCGUCGAACGAGGCCGAACUGGAUCGGUGUAUCUGGUGUUGCAAAGCCGCGUCGGUGCACUCUUCCUCGCGCGGCCGCAUCCUCGGGACGCUCUCAGCACUGCUCUUUUCGCGGGAGAAGACGUUCAGCGUAGAGACGCCGGCGAUCAUGCAGACGCUGCUCCAGACGCUCUUCUCCCUCCUUGCUGUACUGCGGUCCUCGUCUGACACAGUGUCGGAAGCGGAGACCGUUGCCGAAUACAUCGCCAAAGUCAAGGAUGGGCAAGCGGGUACGCCAUUACCCCCUGCGCUCGAGAAGGAGUUUGGCGUACGAUACAAGAGCGACAACGACAAGAUGAUCAGAGAGAUUCUCGUCGCCGACAGCGUCAUUGGCUGUUUGGAGGUUGGGUCGGUGGCUGCUAGAAGAUGGGCCCUGCACCGCUUGCUCGAGGCGUACUGGGUUUCCGUUGACUCGCCGACGGCGCUCACGCCCCUCACCACGACCAUGAACUGGCGGAAACUGACGUCCUUCAUCAACGCGUCCAUCUCCCUACUCUCGUCUUCGCUCCCCGACGCGCGCACGGCGGUUGAGGAUGCGAACACGAUUAUUUACCUGCUUCGCACACGCAUCCUGCCCGAGGUCGAGACAAUGCAGGACGACGCGUUCGCGGCGGUGGGCGACGUGCGCAACAACAUCGUUCGGCUCGUCCUGGAGCUAUUCUGUGUGCGCGGGAGCACCGAUCGAGAAUAUUUGGUGGUGUACAUUUGCCACUGGUUCCAGGGGGGCGGGCUGUGGAAGCAGAGCCUCGAGAAGUCCUUGCGAGACUUCGUUGCGAACACAGAGUGGUCUAUCAUUCUGCGUCUUUUACCUACGCUUCUCGAGGAGCUUCCGGGGGAAUUUCAAUUAUUGGUCAUUCCACAACUACUGCCUCCACUCACAGACCGGCUAACGGAAGACCCACCCGAGCUGCCCUGUGCUCCACUCUCCGACUUCCUCGAUAACGCCGCGCACCUCUGCCCCAAGGCAUUCUUCAAACCCGUUUUCACGUGCGCCGCGUCCAUGAAGGACCUUACGAUUGCGAACCAGCUCUGCGCACUAUACUCCGUCGCGCGAUUCUUUCCGGCGCUGUGGACGCACGACGCGGAAAUGGUGUCCGUGGCGCUCAUGUCAGAUCCAACGGCGCGCACUGCGUCGACUUCGUCGGACGAUGGGCCUAGGAAGGGGCAUGCACGAUACGGGCAGCUGGUGCUGACGGUCGAGCUGAUACAGCAUCUGAGGCGGGUCAGACAGACCAGGGACCCUGCGGUGCUCGCGACCUCUGCGAGAUUCGCCAUGUAUCUGGAGGGGAGGCUAGGCGUGCUGAUAGCAAACAAGGAACAACACACUCUCCUUCCUGCUUCUACACGACUAAUCCUCUGCGCUCUGUUCCGAGAGUGCAGGCUGCUUUCGCGAACGCUCAAACCGGCUUCGUGGCUACCUUCCGUGGUGAAUUGGACCUCGUCAUACUCCUUCCAUGGCAAAGACGAUCCAGAUGAGGAGAUGGACGACGAAGAAGUCUACGCUACUCUCAAGAAGAUCGAGGCGCUGUACGAGCAGGCCAAAUCUGGCAUCGGCGGCGGCGGCAAGCGGCGCACCACUGUUGUAGGUGCUACUCCUACAGAACGUCAAUCAUACAACAAGAGGUCAUCCAAAGCAGGCGUGGAGGACGCCUCGAAAGAGGUUUUCAGCGAUCAGCUCACCACGCUGCGCGGUCUCAUAGACAAACAGAAGAGCACAGGUCUUGAACUACUCGUCACGGUCUCUGGUUUGCUUACCCCGAAUGACUACAUGCGUAUCACGCCAAUUCUAUGGUAUAGGCAUUUAGAUGACCAUGCUACUCAUAUCGUGGCUCCGACGUGUUUCUUGAUCAUGCAAUGUGCUGAGAAGAUUCCCGAGGAGUUCACGGGACUCAUCGAUGGCGACCUGAAGAACGAGGAUGCGGCGAUACGACGGACGACUCUUGAGCGAAUCGCGACAAUCUCCAGCUGGCGUUUCCAGCUCCUGAGCCAAGAAGUCAUUCUGGACCGGACAUAUAGGCGUCCUUUCAAGCUUACUCGCCCUCCCAUUGUCUUUGUCCCCACGGAUAUCGGUACCAGCCUAUUCGAAAUGGAGGAGGACCCGAACGAUUUCAAGGACAGUAAGGGCCAUGUGCUCCCUCUCGAGCUUCGGCGGCGACUUUCAGAGGUCGGGUGGGCGGAGGAACGUGGAUUCGAUGGAGGACGAGUCGACUUCUUCGUGGGGAUGUAUGCACUCAAAGGGAUGGACUCUCCAUGGCUCGCAUCGUACAUCAGCGGAAGCACAAGGGCCGUGAGGUUCUUGCGGACGACCUUCACAUCCUGGGCGUUGCGGCGAAGCAUGUUCAACAUCAGCAUGUUCUGCGCAAUGCGGACCAUCGUCACCCAAACGACUGGAGGCGGAAGCGUUUCGAAUGGAUUGCGGGGACCUUCCAGCGCUCUUGGGAACAUGGGUCCCAUAGGAGCAGCAUCGUUCCACCAAAAGGUGCCGGAUGGUAUGAACAGCAUGUCGACCUUCGCUCGCCCGGUGUUCGCGACAAAGAAGUCGCUGUCCUUGGUCAACAGCGAAAGCCGCGGGAACAGUGCGACCAUAGUUGCAACGAAGACUGGCCGACGCUUUGCCUUCGUCUGGAUGCUAGAGCUGGAGUCUCUUGACCCGAGCGGGGUGUCUCUCGGGGAGGACCUCGUGGGCGACUGCGAUGCCGAGUCACAUCCCACAAUCCGCUCCAUCAUCGAGUUUGCUGUCAACCGGUUCUUCGCGUUGCACCAGGAAUCCUUCGUCUUCCAAACUUGCGAUAUUAUGUCCAACGUGAUUGCCCUCCCCGGAGCCGAUGGCCCCACCAUGUGCUUCAACAUCUUCACGCUGUUUGCCACGCUGAAGAGCAACCCUCCAUCGCAGAACGCCGAAGUCGCCGCGCUGAGUGCGCUCACAAAGGUUGAAGAACAGGAGGCUAUCAUGGUCACCAUCGCCGAACGUGUUCCGCAGGCCUUCCUUGCCUCGGUUCAUCGUAGUGCGCAGGGGAAGAAUCAGGUCACUGUCGAUGUUCCCGACGAGUUCGACACUAAGCGUUUAGGCCUCGACGACCUUGUGCGGCUUUUCCUCACUGUGAUCGCGCACAACCCCACGAUCCUCCGCGCUCAGCAAUUCCUUCGGUUCCUGUUGUUCCUGACGCCGCACUUAUACCAUGCAUCCGCAUCGACUCGCACUGUUCUUCGGGACGGUAUCACAGCCUUGGGCGGCAUCCUAUUGAACAAGGGUGUCACGAAGGCGAAAGAGGGCAACUCCCAUGUCGACGAACUCGAUCCCAAUACGGUUUCUCAAAGCGGUCUAACACAAGCGAGCAUGUCCCACUCCUCUCUACCUAGCGACCUGCUGGCUAUGCGGGUGGACUACCUUUCCGUCGUAGUCGGAUUCACUCGAGCUGGCGGACAUCUGUCCUCCUUGGCCUCGCAACGCGUACUUGAGAUCGUGAAAAUGAUCUUGAAGGACUCCCGCGCUAGCGUCCCCCGCGUGGCCACUUUCCUAGCAGACUACGUGCGAGCCGUGCUCAUUCGCCCGACGCACCCCCAGCUCAAGGAAACCGUCACCCUCCUAGCCGACCUCGCUCCCAUCGUCUCAUCAUACUCCUCUGAAGUCGACUUCUCUGGCGUUUUUGAUGUGGUCGCUACACUUGCCUCGGACACCGUUUUCGCUAACCAACCCGCCUUCGCCCGUGUCGUCGUCUCACAGUAUUGCGCCGCCGGUCUAGAAGCUUGUGAAGUCGCCGCCUCGGCAGGUCUUCUCUUCCACCUGGCCAUCCGAGGUAGCGUCCUUAACCUUCUGGACCGAGCGCUCCUAGUGGUCGGCGCGGAUGUCGUAGCCGAACUGGAGAAGCGAGAGCCAACAUACGAAUUCCUCUCCGGAGUCGUUCUCCCUCUCGUCCUGCGGAUGAAGACGGCUCUUGAGCUCGCGAGCGAUAGUCAAUGGGCAGAGAAAUGGCGCAGGGAUGUGUACUCUAAGGCUUGGAUGCGCCUACUGGUGUACGUCCUGUCUGUCGUGCAGCGUUCAGAGUUCGCUCGUAGCGAUACCUCGAAGACUUCCAUACCAGGCGUUGAACGACGGAAGUCAACUGACAGCCGGACGUCCUCAUCUACCCUCGACCCGAAACCUGCAUUGGGCCUCGUGAUCGCUCUGCAGAUCCUGAAGGUUAUCAUGACGCGGGCAGAACACGAUAUCUCAGUCGCUCUCCCCGGGAUAUGGGGACAAAUUGGCGCUAUUCUGCGAGAGGCCCUGGCAGACGGGGAUGCGUCCUUUGCGGUCCCCUCGCGAGGCGGUUAUUCCGAGCCCCCCUCUCCGACGCACUCCCCCAAAGCCACACAGUUCAACAUUCCGGACGAGAACCCAUUCCUCACGCCUUCCCUCACACCAUCCUUGGCUGCUCAGCGUACUCAGAAGCGGCCUCGUAUCCUCGAUUACAUGACAUGGUCUCUGAUCGAGUGGCUGUGUCUGCGUCGCAACCCGCUAGCCCUUCAGAUGCGCAUCUUCAUGCAGGAGAAGAUUGCUGCGCUUCACCAGGAGCUCUCGGCCACUGGGGGAGCUGCCAGCGGCUCUGUGAGCCCAGGUUACUUCGUCAGUUCUCGCCCCCGGAGUCGUCCCGUCUCCAAUAUCUUCUCGAAACCCCGGCGAAGCUUCCUGGGAGCAGCCGACUCCGCCGCAUCGACGCCGCGCAGCUCUACGCUGUUCACGAACUCCGUCUCGUUGCCCACUUUCGACGAUUUCGGCAUGCAGUCCUCGACUCCCAGGAAGACCCUCAUGGACGACGGUGGAAUGCGACAAGCGGGGUAUGCGCUCAUGCCAAGUCCGCUCACGCCCUCCCGUCGCGCAGCACGCGACUCCGGACCCAAGAUCGUGCAUCUAGGACCUGUUCGCCCGCUCUCCCCCGUCGGUGACUUCGGCGGGCGGCGCUCUACGUCCCCGAGCGGCAGGCGGAGUGCACUGGGGGCCUCGCGGAGUGCACUUGGGCUUGCGCGCGAGAUCAUCGUCGAAUCGCCGAUUCUUGUGCGAACGACAUACCGGCGGGUACGUGUCGCGCAGGCGAUGCUGGGUUAUCCGGCGCUGCCGCUGGCUACAGUGUCCUCCAUGGAUUCAUCCGUGGACGACGGGCCGGGGCCGGAAGGCUUGGUUCGAGCGUGGUCGAGGGCGGAGGCACUGGAGGCGCUGAUACAGGAGACGAAGGAUCUCAUUGAGGAGUGGCGGGAGGACGGGGAUCUGGACGGCGGGGAGGACAGCGGCAUCAUGGUGGAUAUGGAGGAGCCUUUCGGCGGACAAUCAUAGCGCAAGUAGUCGUGGUAUAGAGACCAGCUCAUGUUAGAUCAUCGCUAUUGCUAUCUUUGUUGUACAGUGCAUAUUGUAGAGCUUCUUCAUGGAUUAUAUUCU
This is a messenger RNA of Trametes versicolor FP-101664 SS1, 6570 nucleotides long. RefSeq lists its product as uncharacterized. Gene Ontology annotation, biological process: monoatomic cation homeostasis. Gene Ontology annotation, molecular function: monoatomic cation channel activity. The coding region runs from base 13 to 6468 and encodes 2151 amino acids. Gene Ontology annotation, cellular component: cation channel complex; axon. The transcript is spliced from 13 exons. Lineage: Eukaryota; Fungi; Basidiomycota; Agaricomycetes; Polyporales; Polyporaceae. The record is from RefSeq and is a predicted model, not a curated record.